Messenger RNA from Guillardia theta CCMP2712, 813 nucleotides. RefSeq lists its product as hypothetical. Bases 1 to 813 code for a protein of 270 amino acids. The transcript has 8 exons. The record is from RefSeq and is a predicted model, not a curated record. Lineage: Eukaryota; Cryptophyceae; Pyrenomonadales; Geminigeraceae.
AUGCUCCGCGGGGGGAGCAGAGAUACGACCGCUGGUGCAUGGCGUGCCGCGAACGUGUCCUCUCCUUACCUCGAUGCUCUCUUGGACGUAGAGGGUCAAUGUCUAUGUUCUCUCUGUAGCGAGAUCCGACCGAAUCCGAUCCUGUCCGACGGAUGUAACCUUUGCGGGGACGAGCAAAUAGCAUAUGGGCUGCUGUGCAUGUCGACGGGAUGGUGGAGAGCAGAAUAUUGCAGCAGAUGUGCAUCGCAACAGAAGGAAGAGGGGGUUGUCUGCGUGAAGCAUGGCGAGAACAUCGAGGUGAACGUCUACAACGACACGUCCGAUGAGUUCAUCGAGCUGCAUGGCAAGUGGAGAGUGUGGGGGCCGCUGAAUCCUCUGCUGAAGCGUCUCCAGGGCGAUGCGGCACCUGCUAUCGGCAGGCAACACACGGCAGUGAGUUGGCAGGGAUGCCAAUGGACGAUCGCUGCUACCUGGUGCAACUUCCACAAGUGCAGAACAGACAAGCCGCUCUCACCUCCCAAGUGUUGGACAAGCAUCCCCGGCUGCGGCAGAGCUGCUCGCUUCUGCCUUGCCGAUCGAUUCCGCAGGUUUCAGCUCUGCCUGCAAACUCACAGGAGGGACAACCACUCUGAGGACAGAGACCCGAGCCCGCUCCUAGCAGCGGAUCUAUGCUCCAUGCACGCUCGUGAUGCCCGCCAGAAGAAUGAGGCUGGUGGCUCAGGCCUGGUCGACCCACAGGCCAUCUGGCGCUGCAAGCUGCGAGCCGUGCUCUUCCGGCCGAGCUAUGGCGAUCCGAACAGCACAGAUCGGUAA